AUGUCCAAUACACCACUUCCAUCAGUUGAAGAAGUUAAUAAAUGGAAGCGAAAUGAUGUUACUAAAUUCUUACAGGACAAAAAAGAAGAGUUGGAUCUUGACAAUGAAGACAUCAAUAUAAUUAAAAAUAAUAAGGUCGCUGGUUCAGCUUUCCUCGAGUUGAGUGUGGAUGAACUCAUCCAA
Molecule: messenger RNA, 183 nt
Organism: Entrophospora candida
Lineage: Eukaryota; Fungi; Glomeromycota; Glomeromycetes; Entrophosporales; Entrophosporaceae
Source: the annotation of a GenBank genome assembly